AUGUCGGGCUUGCCUGUGCGAGGGCAGCGGUCUUGCUGCACCCAGGCUGUACAGGGCGUCCUGAGCACGGGCACCCUGCAAUGGCCCCUGCCCGAGGUGGGAUGUCUGCUCCACCGGGGAGCUGAAUGGCCUGCAGGGGAAAGCCCAGGGAAACAGAAAUACAAAGCAGCCCUCGGUGUUACAGAAGAGAGUAUCCAAAGAGCGUCCGUAGCUGACGACGUGCAUUGCAGCUACGGCUGGCCUAGUGCUGUGGGAGGCACUGUGGAAUGGAGGCAAAUCCCCAUGAGUUGGCCUUCCUUCUAUGAUGUGAUCAGUCCCGAUGCAAUUGCUUUCAACGAUGAUUUCUCCUAUGGGAUGCAUCGGAUUGAAAUAUCCUGCAGUCAGUGUGGUGCUCACCUCGGGCAUAUUUUUGACGAUGGACCUCGCCCAACUGGCAAACGGUACUGCACAAACUCUGCUUCGUUAUCUUUCAAGCCAGCAGACAAGAACAACGCCGGAGAAGGCAGCGGUAACGCCAGUCCUGCCCAAACAGGCAAAGCUGAGCUGUAG
Pelecanus crispus (Dalmatian pelican) is the source of this 549-nucleotide messenger RNA. Lineage: Eukaryota; Metazoa; Chordata; Aves; Pelecaniformes; Pelecanidae. The record is from RefSeq and is a predicted model, not a curated record.